Molecule: messenger RNA, 1917 nt
Organism: Prorocentrum cordatum
Lineage: Eukaryota; Dinophyceae; Prorocentrales; Prorocentraceae
Source: the annotation of a GenBank genome assembly
AGGCAGCCAUUUUGGCUCACAGCGGGUUCCUUUUUUUGACAGGAGCAGUUCCCGCACUUUCACUAAACUUGCUGAUGGUCUCCGUGGGUUCAUUCCAAUAGCGGGUUCACACUUGCAAGAGCACGAUACCGAUGACUUUCCGUAGUACUUUUGCCAGGGUGGUGUCGCACUGGCUGCUUGUCGACCUUGCCGAGGCGCUGUCUCUCAGGGAGACGAGCCCAGCUCUCCUGCACAGUGAGGCCGACAUCGAGCCCACCAACCAGGCCCUUCACUCCCGUCCCGAGCGGCACCGCACGUACAGGAGGGUGGCCGAGGGCGAGUCGGUCGAGGUCGAGCAGCACCUCGAAGCGUACCGCAAGGCCGGGCAGCUGCUGGGCCAGGCUCAGAACAUGUACCACUCUGGGCACAUCCUGCGGUUUGUGAUGUCACACCCGGAAGCCCCGGUGCUGCCCCCGGGCGGAUGCCUCUACCUCCCCAACGACGGAGUCUGGGCGUCCUUUUACCAGCACGUGGAGCAUCCUUUCCCCGACCUCUUCGCUGAGAUGAUCGCUAACUCGUACUAUCCAAGCUGCAACGAAACCUCCCUCUCUGGCCUGAGGCUUCCCGCAUCCUGCGGCGACAGGACCAUGCGAGGCUCCAGGGGGUGCUUCGAGGUGAGCAGCCUUGGCAGCGCCACUGGCAUCCAAGUUUUCGAGACCACGGGCCACGUGGGGCUGCCGGGCAAGUGGUCCUACCACAUCGAGAACGCAAGGCCACACCAGCUGAGGCACGCGAAGGAGAGCGAUGCCUCGCCUGCCCGCUGCGGCAUGUCACACGAGCUGCCCGAGGUACCCGCCGCCAAGAGGCUGGAGAUCCCGACGAGGUACGUGGUGUGCCGGAGGUCAGACGCCGACGACAGCAUCACCGAGGACAUGGUCCGGGAGCAGAACAGGUGGGCCAACGAGGCUUUCAGGGGUGCCUCGCCCUGGGAGCGGAUGGGCUUCGACAAGGGUCGCCCAGUUUCCGUGGACAUGCAGAUCAGCUUCCAGCUUGUAAACAUUUCAAUCGUGACCAACGCAGAUUGUGCCAAGUAUGGAUUCACAGAUACAGCCCGACUGUAUGAAUACAACAAAGACUCGUCCAAGUAUUUCACGGUUGUCAUCAUCACGAACGACGCGUCUGGCGUCUUGGGCCAGACAGAGUUCCCGUUCGACAUACCAGAGGACAGCCCAGACCACAUGGUCAUAGUUUCGUCCGUCGGAUUCCGGCACUUCGCCAGCCACCAAGCCGAUGCGGUUGGGGUCACGAUGCAUUCGAGCUUGAUGUAUGACGAGGGGGACACCGUGGUGCACGAGACUGGCCACGGGCUCGGUCUGUACCACACCUUCGAGAGGGGUUGCUCCAACGGCGCAGUCUCCGAAGGCGGGACACAAGCUUCUUGGCGGAGCAGCUUCGCCGGAAGCAGGGGCGACAUGGUCGACGACACGAACUCAGAGAAGCUUCCGCACUAUGACUGCGCCGUGGACAUGUCAUGCGGCGAAGUCGACCCAGUCCACAACUUCAUGGACUACUCGCCCGACUCUUGCAUGAUGGGCUUCACGGAGGGCCAGAAGCGCCGUGCCUGGUGCGUGCUUGAAAAUCACCGGCAUGGCCUCUAUGAGAUGUCGUUGAAGGAGUAGGCGGUCUGCGUUAUACCACCAGCGGAGCCGCACCCCCUGAGUUCAGGGUGGCGCUUGUGCGUUGCUGCCGGCGACAGGGCUGGGCUGUGGCGAGGCGGGCGAGGGCGCAUCGCGGCGGCGGCACACUGUUUCGAAGCGGCUCGGUGGUUGUCUUUAAAUCCAAAAACGCCCCAACCCUUGGGCGCUUGGUCAGUGGGCGCCGCCAGGGGCGGCGGCGUGGCAGAGGGGGUCUGGGACGAGGAGGGUGGCUUCGUGCGUG